AUGCGGAAGGCCGAAAGGGCAGUGGGAGAGAAAGGAGUGUACGGCGAAGGACGGAACGGAGAGCACGCGGCAACAUUCGGCGGCCUCACCGUCCCCGUCCCCGUCCUCGCGUGGGGAGUAGCUCGAAGUAUGACCCUUACGCGAGGCCCGUGUGAGCUGGACACGAUGAGCCUCUUCCAAGACCUCAAGCUGAAGCGUCGUAAAGUGGACUCACGCUGCAGCAGCGACGGUGAGUGA
This is a messenger RNA of Gryllus bimaculatus (two-spotted cricket), 237 nucleotides long. Lineage: Eukaryota; Metazoa; Arthropoda; Insecta; Orthoptera; Gryllidae. The record is from the annotation of a GenBank genome assembly.